This is a messenger RNA of Ilex paraguariensis (yerba mate), 1221 nucleotides long. NCBI's taxonomy places the organism in Eukaryota, Viridiplantae, Streptophyta, Magnoliopsida, Aquifoliales, Aquifoliaceae. The record is from the annotation of a GenBank genome assembly.
CUCUCUCUCUCAAAAGCAAAAAUCUCUACAAUCAAUCAAAACCUUUUUGUAUCAAUCAAUCAGUCUGUCCAUAUACGGGAAUGGAUCGUGUUAAAGGAAGAGGUUGCAAGUCUUCCAUGCAAAGUGAAGAAGAGAUGACGGACCUGAGGAGAGGUCCAUGGACGGUGGAAGAAGACUUUACCCUUAUCAACUACGUCGCUCAUCACGGUGAAGGUCGCUGGAACUCUGUCGCUCGUUGUGCAGGUCUUAAACGAACCGGAAAGAGCUGCAGAUUAAGAUGGCUGAACUAUCUACGCCCCGAUGUUCGACGUGGAAACAUCACCCUUGAAGAACAACUUCUCAUUCUUGAACUUCAUUCCCGGUGGGGCAAUAGGUGGUCGAAAAUUGCUCAACACUUGCCUGGAAGAACAGAUAAUGAGAUCAAGAACUACUGGAGAACACGAGUCCAAAAGCAUGCCAAACAGCUCAAAUGUGACGUGAACAGCAAACAAUUUAAGGACACCAUGCGUUAUCUUUGGAUGCCAAGGUUGGUAGAAAGAAUUCAGGCAGCUGCCACGGCCAACGGAGUUUCCUCCUCCACCACAACCACCACCACUGCUACCACCAAUUCCACCACCACCACCACCAAUACCCAUCAGUAUUUUACCGAUAACAAUUUCAACAACAACAUGGAUAUUGGUUCAGGCCAAGUAAUAUUGUCACAUCCCAAUAUCGGUGGUAGCUUGGGAAGUGUCCCCGUAAACUCUGGCUUCACGCCGGAGAAUUCUAGCACGGCAGCCUCAUCGGACUCAUUUGGGACACAAGUUUCGCCGGUUUCAGACCUGACUGAUUGUUACAAUUAUCCAGUUACUCAAAGCAAUAAUCAGGAGUAUUUCCCGACUAAUCAGCUCAUCUACGGAGACACUUUAACUAGUCCAACUGGUUACUUUAACCCUGGAUUGGACUUCCAAGCUAUGGAGCCAAACAACCAGUGGAUGGACGGUGGGGAUCUAUUGGACAACCUGUGGAAUGUUGAGGACGUUUUGUUCUUGCAGCAGCAACUCAACAACAAUUAAUGUCUGAAAAAUAAACACAAAUGAAGGGGAAAAUAUCAAAUGUAGAGAGAUCAUUGGGAGAAAUUAAGAUUAAUUUAGUAUACAAAAUAGAAUUUGUGGAGAAGGAUAGGUGCAAAUUGUGGAUUCAUAUGUUUGUUUUUUUAUUUUAUGUUUUGUUUUUUUUUUU